AUAGAGCAGGGUAGGGAACGGUUUUCCCAUCCUGUGGGAAUUUCUGCAGUCUUUGAAGUCUUGCAAUCCUGAAUCACGACAAAAAGUCAAAAUCCAAAAAUUUUCAUGAACCUGGAGGAGAAAAAAUAUUCAGCUGGUGACCCCCUCACACCUGCAGCAUGUGGAUCGUGGAGUCAGGAGGUGGAACUGAACUGCAGCUUUCCAAAUGCUCACCAGUGUCCCUGCUGGCAUCGGCUCGCUGCAGGGCUUGGAGCAGCUGGGAUCCUCAUCCUGCUGGGAGCUGUCAUAGCAAUGGGCAUUUGGGUUUCUCAGCUCAAAGGAUCUCUGAAUUCACUGGAGAACAACAGUACCAGGGAGAGAAUCAUCCAUCAAUCCAACUGCAGCACUGGCCUAAAAGAUUUCCAUUUCCAGUUGAAACAAUUUGUGUGUGAAUCAUCUCACAGCAACUCAGCAGAGGGAUCAGGGUGCAAGCUCUGCCCCCCAAACUGGCUGCUGCGCAGGGACAAGUGCUACUGGGUGUCUAAAGAAAGAAAUCCCUGGGACAAGAGCCGCGAUGACUGUUCAAGGAGGAGCUCUCGGCUGCUGGUGAUCCGGGACCAGGAUGAGAUGACAUUCAUACAAAAUACUUCCAAAGAUGCAAACCAGGUCUGGCUUGGACUCACUGUUACAUCCCCCGCGAGGAAAUGGACUUGGGUGGACGGCUCCCAGUUCAAUCCAACACUGUUCAAGGUAGUGGCUCCUGCUGAAGGGAACAGCUGCGGGAUGAUAAAAGAUGGGAUUAAUUUUGAAACCUGCGGUGCUGCAUCUAAAUGGAUUUGUGAAAAAGACCCUCUCCAGCUAUAGACAGACACAUUAUCUGUAUUUUC
Messenger RNA from Mauremys reevesii (Reeves's turtle), 866 nucleotides. Its product is annotated as killer cell lectin-like receptor subfamily B member 1B allele A. The coding region runs from base 106 to 843 and encodes 245 amino acids. The record is from RefSeq and is a predicted model, not a curated record. NCBI's taxonomy places the organism in Eukaryota, Metazoa, Chordata, Testudines, Geoemydidae. The transcript is spliced from 7 exons.